Quercus robur (English oak) is the source of this 3142-nucleotide messenger RNA. Its product is annotated as protein MICRORCHIDIA 7-like. The coding region runs from base 133 to 2748 and encodes 871 amino acids. Gene Ontology annotation, molecular function: ATP hydrolysis activity. The record is from RefSeq and is a predicted model, not a curated record. Gene Ontology annotation, cellular component: nucleus. NCBI's taxonomy places the organism in Eukaryota, Viridiplantae, Streptophyta, Magnoliopsida, Fagales, Fagaceae. The transcript is spliced from 20 exons.
UCGUGAAACUAUAUUUGAAUCUCGCAUCAAAUAGCAAAGUUUGUUUUGAUUUCUUUUUUUCAUUUUUUCAUUUUUGAAUCUCUCUCUCUUUCUCUCUAAAUUCUCUCUCUCUCUCUGUCUCUCUCUCUCUCAAUGGAUGGGAUUGUGAAGAAAGAGAUUAUAGAAGCAGCAACGAGGGCGUUACAGAGUAGCGGAGGAAUUGGAAACGCACCUUUUUUGGGAGGAGCGUUUGACUCGGUGAUCGAACUCAGUAGUAGUAGUAGCAGUAGCAGCAGUAGUGAGUCGUCUGACUCGGACGACGGCGAUGAUAACGGUGGUAAUGGUAGGAAUGGGAGUGGCAACGGUGUCGUUUUGGGGAGGAGAGUGAGGGUUUCUAAUGGAGGAGGAGGGGUGGCGAUGAUGACGAAUAAGAAGAAGAGGAGAGUUGAUGAGUUAGGAGGCGUGAUCGUACCUGCCGGUUUUCUCCAACAGCUUCCUCCUCCGGUAACUACGACGGCGGUGACGACGACGACGACGACGACGGCGGCGGCGGAGGUUCCGGUUGCGCAGUCGAUUGUGAAAUGCUCGUCUAAGCAGUUUUGGAAAGCUGGUGACUAUGAGGGAGCUCCGUGUUCCGAAUGGGAAUCUUCUACUCUUGGCAUGGAUCACGUCAGGGUUCAUCCUAAAUUUCUACAUUCCAAUGCAACCAGUCAUAAGUGGGCUCUUGGAGCUUUUGCAGAGCUUCUGGACAAUUCUUUGGAUGAGGUCUGCAAUGGUGCUACAUAUGUUAACAUAGAUAUGCUUGUAAGUAAGAAAGAUGGGAGCAGAAUGUUGCUAAUCGAAGAUAAUGGUGGUGGGAUGGAUCCAGAUAAAAUGCGACAGUGCAUGUCGUUGGGGUAUUCUGCAAAAAGCAAAUUGGCAAAUACUAUUGGACAAUAUGGAAAUGGUUUUAAGACGAGUACCAUGAGACUUGGAGCAGAUGUAGUUGUGUUCUCGCGAUGUUGUGGAAAAGAUGGAAAAAGCCCUACACAGAGCAUUGGGUUACUGUCCUAUACAUUUUUGAGGAGCACCAAGAAGGAAGAUAUUGUAGUUCCCAUGCUUGACUAUGAAGGCAGGGAACAAGAAUGGAACAAGAUUAUAAGGUCUUCUCCUGGUGAUUGGAGUAAAAAUUUAGAAACAAUAGUUCAAUGGUCCCCAUUCUCCAGUGAAGUAGACCUUCUUCGUCAGUUUAACCUGAUGAGAGCUCAUGGCACGCGGAUAAUUAUCUACAAUCUUUGGGAGGACGACCAAGGACAGUUGGAACUUGAUUUUGAUGCCGAUCCUCAUGACAUUCAAAUCAGAGGUGUUAACCGAGAUGAGAAAAAUAUACAAAUGGCAAAAGAGUAUCCCAACUCUAAGCAUUUCCUAACUUAUCGACAUUCAUUAAGAAGUUACGCAUCGAUUCUCUAUCUAAGGCUUCCUCCUAGCUUUCGAAUAAUUCUCCGUGGGAAAGAUGUGGAGCACCACAAUAUAGUGAAUGACAUGAUGAUGUCUCAGGAGGUUACAUACCGACCACAGCCUAGUGGUGAUGGGGUCCCAAAGGAUACAAAUAUGAUUGCUGUUGUAACUAUCGGAUUUGUUAAGGAUGCGAAAUAUCAUAUUGAUGUUCAAGGAUUCAAUGUUUAUCACAAGAAUCGGCUUAUUAAGCCAUUCUGGAGGCUUUGGAAUGCUGCAGGAAGUGAUGGUCGCGGAGUUAUAGGUGUAUUGGAAGCUAAUUUUGUUGAACCGGCUCAUGAUAAGCAGGGAUUUGAGCGUACAACUGUUCUUGCAAGACUUGAGUCACGGUUAAUACAAAUGCAAAAGAAUUACUGGGGCACUAACUGUCAUAGAAUUGGUUAUGCUGCACGGCGUAAUAAAAAAUUUCUAGCUUCAGCAGACAGUGAAACUUCUCUUGAUUCCCUUCCCCCCCUAUCUCAGUCAAAAAAGAAGAAUAAUGCCUCAAGCAGCAAGACCCCGUUUUCAAAUUUAGAGAAAUACUCAUCACGGUUAAAUCAGAGGUACGGACGUAAAGAAUCAGAGAAUUUCCAGGGAUAUGGGGAUGGUCAUUUGUCAAGUAAAGGGAAAAAUAGAGUGAACACUCCUACAGAAUCUGGAAAAAGACACGAUUUUUCUGAACCAUCAUCACCUUCUGCAGAAAUUGAAAGUGACAAUGACGUGCAUAUAGAUCUACCUCAGAAACAAUCAAAUGGUAGUGGUCAUAAGGCAUUCCCUGGUAUAAAAUCUUUUGGGAAAAGUGCCUUGCAUACUAAUAGAGCAUCUUCAAUCAUGGAUGAUGCUGAAUCUCAGCAAGAUUGUGCAUCAGGUGGAAUAACUGUUCGUCCCUCCAUGCAAUCCCAUUCAAAGGUAGGUGAUGUUAAUUGUAGUGCACCUUCACUUUCAGACUCUGAUUUACGCACUAUGGAACAAUUGAAAAAAGAGAAUCAAGAGUUGAGGAAAAGAUUUGAGAAAAGGGAGGGAGAAGUUUUAGGUGAAUUGCUGCACGAUUUGCUGUCUGAAAGAGACAAGUGUAAAUCUCUUGAAGCUCAGCUCCUAGUGGCGCAGCAAAAGAUUGAUGACUUGACCAAGGAACAAGAAAGUUUGAUUGACAUAUUUGCAGAGGAGAGGGAUCGAAGGGAGAAUGAGGAGCUAAAAUUGAAGAAGAGGCUACAGGAUGCAAAUUCUACCAUCGAAGUGUUGCGUGACAAGAUAAGGCAGCUAGAAAAAAGGCAUUCUUCUGUCAGCAAACAUUGAAGAAGUCGUGUAUGAUGUAUGAAUAGAUACUAUGCCCCAUCUGCAUCUUUGGCUUGGCAGGCACAAGGGUUUUAUGAUGACUCUGCUAAAUAUAACUUAAGCUUCCUAACUUAGAUAUACAGUCAUUCAUUUUGUAAAGUUUGUUGACACUAGCCGUUGGUAGCUUGAUCACCCCCAAUUGUUUUCUCGUAGGCUAAUAGGUUAGUGUACAAAGGUAAAGAAAACAGAGACGUGAGCCCUUGGGUUGUUAUCCUGAGUUGCAAAUGCUGAAGUUGGUGCCAAAUUUUGAAUCCAAAACGCAUGAUAGUGCACUGAUGUAUUUAAUAUGUGAAUGUAAUUAUUGGUAGUUCCACACAAAGAAAAUGAAAAGAGUAGUUUAUGGAAGUUUCCAUUA